AUGACCAUCGCGAAAGUUCUCACGGCCGUCGUGUCGUGCGCGACGGCGCUCAUGCUGGUGCACAUCAUUCCGGACCUUCUCUCCGUGAAGACCCGCGAGCUGUUCUUAAAGAAUAAAGCCGCCGAGCUGGAUCGCGAGAUGGGGUUAAUCCUCACGCAGGAGGAGACGGGGCGCCACGUGCGCAUGCUGACGCACGAGAUCCGAUCGUCGCUGGACCGGCCGACGAUCCUCAACACGACGCUCGUGGAGCUGGGGCGCACGCUGCAGCUCGACGAAUGCGCGCUCUGGAUGCCCGCCAACCUCGCUGUGCGUGUGCAGACCCGGGUGUGCAAAGAGGUUGCUCUGCUCUCAAAGCUGGGGCGCGCGCCGCAGCUCGACGAAUGCGCGCUCUGGAUGCCCGCCAACCUCGCGGGCGACGAGGGCGACGACGGCGGAGGGUCCCCAUCGGACCUGCAGCUCAUUCAUACGCUGCACCAGCCCAAGCCCCCUCCAGUCACCGUCACACUCGCACACCCCACAGUGAAGCAGGUCUUCAGCACCAGCCGCGCCGUCGUCAUCUCGCCCAACUCGCCUGUCACCGCCAUCCCGGGCGGCGGCGGGCGGGCGGGCGGCAACCGCUACGUGGCGGGCGACGUGGUCGCGGUGCGCAUCCCGCUGCUGCACGCCAACACGUUUACGGGCGGCGGGGCGGGCGGCGCGGGCGGCAACGACUGGCAGGACUCGCGGGAGAGGAGCUACGCUCUCCUCGUCCUCAUGCUCCCAGCCGACAGCGCACGGCGCUGGCACGUGCACGAGCUAGAAAUGGUAGAAGUGGUAGCGGAUCAAGUGGCGGUCGCACUCUCACACGCGGCGAUCCUAGAAGAAUCCAUGCACGCAAGAGAUCUUCUCAUGGAGCAGAACGUGGCUCUGGACCACGCGCGGGCUCAAGCCGAGAAAGCCAUCCGCGCGCGAAACGAUUUCUUAGCCGUUAUGAACCACGAGAUGCGCACACCCAUGCACGCCAUCAUCGCUCUCUCCACGCUUCUCCAGGAGACGGAGCUGACUCCGGAGCAGCGCAGCAUGGUUGACACGGUGCUGAAAUCGAGUAAUCUCCUCGCCACACUCAUUCACGACGUGUUAGAUCUCUCCCACCUGGAAGACGGUAGCAUGCUGCUUGAUGUCCGCACCUUCAACCUCCACGGCACCUUCCAGGAGGUUGCGUCGCUGGUGAAGCCGGUCGCGUCGGUGAAGAAGCUCGGCGUGACGCUCAGGUUGCAGUCGGAUGUGCCUGAGUUUGCGGCCGGGGAUGAGAGGAGGCUGCUGCAGACGGCGCUGAAUGUGGUGGGGAACGCGGUGAAGUUCACGCGGGAUGGCAGCAUCACCAUUACUGUGUGCCUGGAGCGGCCUGAGUUUCAGCGCGACAAGAACUUUCCCAAGUUUGUGCCGCUGGUGGCGCUGGGGGACAAGCACUACUAUAUCCGCGUGCAGGUAAGCGGUGAGUGGCACCGGGUGGGGCUAUUGCUCUUGCUGGUCCUUCCAGUGCCGCUGCUUGCUGCUGUGCUCGCGCUGGGGGACAAGCACUACUAUAUCCGCGUGCAGGUGAAGGACACGGGAGUGGGGUUGAGGCAGGAGGAUCAGAGGAAGCUGUUCAGCAAGUUCGUACAGGCGGACGCCACCACCACGCGCAACUAUGGCGGCACUGGUUUGGGACUCGCCAUUUGCAAGCGCUUCGUGAGCAUGAUGGGGGGCCACAUCUGGGUGGAGAGCGAGGGCCCGGGCAAGGGCACGACAGUGACGUUUGUGGUGCGCCUGGGGCUGCCAGAGAAGGCGGACGACCGCAACAAGGCGGGCAACGCGGGGCAGAAGCAGGCUGCUGGCGGUGCUGGUGGGGCCACCAAGGCUGUGGAUUUCACUGGGCUCAAAGUGCUCGUGUGCGACGAUAACCAUGUGAACCGCAUGGUGACCAAGCGCAUGGUCACACGGCUGGGCUGUGAGGUCACCGUGGUGGGGUCGGGACGCGAGUGCCUGGCUGCUCUUGCCGGCCCGGGCCAUGGCUUUAAGGUGCUACUCCAGGAUCUGAUGAUGCCAGACAUGGAUGGUUACGAGGUGGCCAAGCGAGUCAUCGACCGCAUCAAGAACCCCGACGAGCGGCCGCGCAUAGCAGCCCUCACAGCCAACACGGACCAGGCCACCAAGGACCGCUGCCUCAGCAUCGGCAUGGACGGGGUCAUCACCAAGCCCAUCUCGCUGGAGAAGAUGCGCAUUGUCUUCACGGAGCUCAUGACCCUUGGCAAGAUCGUGUCCGAUCCCAAGGCCUAG
This is a messenger RNA of Closterium sp. Naga37s-1, 2298 nucleotides long. NCBI's taxonomy places the organism in Eukaryota, Viridiplantae, Streptophyta, Zygnematophyceae, Desmidiales, Closteriaceae. The record is from the annotation of a GenBank genome assembly.